Messenger RNA from Anopheles merus, 4607 nucleotides. RefSeq names its product four and a half LIM domains protein 2 (gene Lmpt). Gene Ontology annotation, molecular function: zinc ion binding; transcription coregulator activity. The transcript has 2 exons. NCBI's taxonomy places the organism in Eukaryota, Metazoa, Arthropoda, Insecta, Diptera, Culicidae. Gene Ontology annotation, cellular component: nucleus; Z disc. The record is from RefSeq and is a predicted model, not a curated record. Bases 515 to 3286 code for a protein of 923 amino acids.
AUUCCUUUUGUCAAAUCGUGAUCGGGUUCGUGAUCGGUACGCCUGUCAAUAAGCGGCAAAAGCGAUUGGGAGUGCCGUUUCGGUUCUGCCUGCCAGUCGCAUUCGGCAAUUAAACCUCGAAACGCCGUUCGAUCGAUCGCUCUAGUGUCACACGUCUCCUUAGGGGCAUUGUCCGUGUCCGCGAUAGACUUUUUUUAUUUUCUCCAUUGCGCGUUGUUUAAUUGAGCUGGGAAAAGGCGGCCAGUUUGUGGGGCGGAGGGAGUUUAGAAUGUUUCGCCCUGCGCGGGGGUCAUUGCAGUGAAACUAGGCGAGAGUGUGUGUGCGUGCGUGUGUGCGACCUUAACUCUAUUGCUCACGGUGUGCGGAUCGUCGGGGUUGUGUAACCAACGAGUGUGCUUGUUGCGUAAUCAAAUUUGGUGAAAAACGACCCUCCCCUUCGUCCCUAGUUUUCCCUUAACGAUUUUAAAACGCUUAACGCUUGAGAAGGGAGAAAAAAGAAAAAUAAAGUACAACCAUGGGUGUGAUGCUGUCGGUUCUAGUGGCUGGAGUCGGUGCGAUGGAUCUCAUCUACUGUCUGGCGUACAUGUCGGGCAGUGAGCAGCCCUCGAACGCGAUCGAGGAUGUGCCCGACAAGCAGCAACACGAGCAGCAGCACGAGCAGCAGCAGCCUGACGCCAAGGUCGAGCAGCUCGAGCAGUACAAGGAAACGGUACGGCAGCAGAUCAAAGCGGCACCACCGCGGAGCACGGUCGAGGGUGUGACGUACGCGCAGGAUGGCGUACCGUACAAGGACGGCUACCGGCUGGAGCCGAGCGUCGAAGGGGCCGCCCAGCUGGACGUGCUGAUCGAGAAGCUGCGCAUACUGGAGCGCCAGAGCCAGGAGAAGGAGCAGCAGCUGGAGCAGAUGAGCGUGCAGAUGAGCGAGCUGGAGCGAAGUACGGCCGAGCAGAGCCUGAUCAUCGAGGAGCUGCGGUCGCGCUCGACCAGCCGCGCGCACAGUGUGGAACCGUUGGGAGCGUACCGCAACAAUCUGUCGCCUGCCGAUGCCGUGCCGCAAAUUGUACUAAACGAACCACACGACAGUGGUGGUGGUGGCGCGGACGAGCCACGCCCAAGCUCGAGCAAGUUCCGGCCGAUACGGCGCGACGACGGGUUGCGUCGGUCGGUGAAGCGUCGCUCGGUCACGUCCGUCACCUCGCUCGAGGACAGGACGGACGAGCUGGAGCGGCUGAGCCAGCUGGAGGACGAGGAGUGCGCCCGAAUGGACGACUACAUCCCGAUCGUGUACAGCCGGGACGAUCUGCAGGACCCGAUGAACCGUCGGCACAACAUCAGUCCGAUCCCGGAGAGCUGCCAUCACCACGAGGACGACGAGCGGCAGUGGGUGCCGGAACGUUCGCCCGAGCCAACGCUGGCGGCGAACACUACCCGUCCCUGGGGCGACAUCAAGCUGGACGAGAUGAAGGAGAAGGCCGUCCUGCGCCCGUCCCGCUCGAUGUCGAUCGAGGAGGAGGAGCUGGAGCCGCCGGCCGCUGCCGUGGCCGUGGCUCAGCAGCUGCACGUGAGCGAAUCGGCUCCCUCGAACCUGAGCUCGCAUUCCAACUCACCCGACCGGGAGGAGCGGCGCGGUUCGGGCCGAGUUGAGCCGAUGCUACGCCGCACCACGAAGGAAGCCGAUCUGACGAGCUUGUUGCUGGAGCAGCAGCAGCAGCAGCAGGGAGGUGGAGGAGCGUCCCAGAGUCAGGGAGAUCUCCGACUCGGCAGCAGCAACGCGCCGUCGGCUCGUGCAGUCACUCCGGCGGAUGGCAACGACGAUGCUGGUGGUGUUGGUGCCGGUCGGCUGCUUUCCCCGCUGGCCGCCGCGCUCGUGGAUGCGGAUGCGGGCGCGGAAGGCGACACCGAGGGCGAGAACGGUGAGCAGCAGUUGCUGUCGGUGGCGCCGAGACGGCGGGGCUCCGGACGGUCCAAAGCGUCGGCGUCGCCGGGUUCGUCGCCUGUGCCACCCGGGCGCAGGUACAAGGAGCGCAAGCGGGUCGCCCGCAGCCUCACACCGAUCGACUACGAUCAGACGUUCAUGGACAGCUUCACCGAGCAGCACCUGUCGGUGACGCCGUCCGAGCUGGAGGACUACAUCAACAGCAUGGACGCGAUCAGCUUUGAGCCGCCGCCGCUCGUGAAGCCGGCCUAUCUCUAUCCCGCCGCGCUGCCCAGCCUCGUGCUGACGGACGAGCAAGGGACCGAUGCGCAGUUUCACGACGAAAUGUCCGCCAAAUCGUUCUACGGCCAAAGCUACGCGCACGAGGGCGUCACGCUGAACCAUCGCGUCAGCUACUGCGAGUGGAUCAAAAAGUUCCCCGACAACCAGACGAGCCACCUGGCGCUGGAGGACUUUGACAGCGACGACGAGGAGGUGGAACAGAUUUGCCGCCAGGCGGUGGAGGUGGAGGCCCUCUUUCCGACCGCUCUGCCCAAGUCGGCCGGCAACACACCGCAACCUUCGAAGCCCUUGACACCGGCCACAGCGACAGAACCGGCGCAACCAGGCGAUGAACGCAACGAGUUUCCCGUGCAUCGGACGCCGGCCUACGCUACGCCCUCGCCGGUGUCGCUCGUUUCGGACCUUUCGGAUCUUUCAUCCCCAUCCUCGCAACCUCCCUCACCCUCUCUCUCGCUGGCCACCCAACCCUCCCCGACCGUGUCCUCUUCCCUCGCGCUCGGUUCACCGCUGCUCAAUAGCUACCACAAUCACAACGUAUCCGAGCACCAUUUUACACCGAUUCCCUCCGAUUCGCACGACACGCACGACAGUAGCUCACCGCUUUCCUCCUCACUACACUCGCCGCAGUCGCCGGCAGUACCACCAUCACCACCACAGCACCACACUACUGCUGCACCGCUACGGCCGAGCCUCACCGUGCCGGUCGUACCGUCCCGGACGCCGUCGGUCUCACCGCUGCCGCUGGACGCAUCGCCCGAGGAGCUGGUGUUCGAGAUCGGCCAUCUCGAUGGGCUGAUAUUCGAGGCGAAGAGCCGCGAACCGACGCCGUCCCGUGCGCCGAGCCGCAACGAACCGCUCCUCCGCCCGGACGAGCUGGCGUUCGACAUUGGCAACAUGGGGGGCCUUAUUUUGGGACCGCCGAGUCGCAGCGUCUCGCCCGCGCUACCCACCCCGCACCCAUCGAUAGAGUCGUCGGGCGGCGGUGGCGCUUCCUUAUCGCCGCUCUCGUGGGAGUCAGCGGCAGGCAGUGCGGCGGCACACAACGAACACACGAAACAGCCACAGUAACGAAUAACGAUGAAACACAAGGAUGAUACACAAACACACACACUUACAUCGGUAACGGGACCGGAAAAACCCCAAAACAACACACCUUCUUGUUGGAGAAAACGAGAUAACGAAAAACGCAACAAAUUUCCUUAAAGAACCCAACAAUCGCCGAGCCAGAAAACACUUGUUGCACAAAACCCACCCGCUUCCCCCUCGAUCGAGCAUUCGGGUUGUUUUUUUGGCUUGUAGUUGUUGGUUGUGUGUACUUCUUUUCUUUUUUUGUACAAUAAAAUUGAACUAUCACGAAAGAAAGAACGCCCCUUUCGAAACUAACCCGAGUUGCAGUUGCAGUUUUACUAAAAGGUGUGCAAACGCAAUGCUACAGCGAUAAGUAUGGCAAUCGAAAUGCUGUGUGUUUGUGUGUGUGCUUUUAAUGUGUGAGUGUGUUGUGUUAAUGUGUUUAACUUUUUACUAUAUCUUCUGGCCACGACACCACGUUGUUGACAAUUUAAUUAACGAAUCGUCCUGAGAGAAUUGCACCGCACUAGACCGCUAGAAAACAUUUGGGAUGCGAGCCAAACAUUUAACGCUUCAUCAGCACAGCAGAUCAACCGUGGUGAGGUGUCUGUCCGUCCUGUCGUUCGAUCCACAAAUAGACACACACCCGUGGCACGGUGGUAAUGUGGUUUGAAGGGAUUUUGGUAGGAAUUAGGCGGGCUGGGGUGGUUGUAAUGAGUUUUUGUGCGGUGGUUUGCAUCUACAGCGCGGCAGCAGAUUUGUUGUUUGGUAGCUAGUAAGUCAGGUUUAGGUCGUGUGUUUGAGCGUGGGUAGGGUAGGGCAUCAGAUAACGAGAGAAAGGUGAAAGAUUUUGCAACAAUUAUUGCAGCGCCGGUUGUUUUGCAGAACGGUUUUGAACGUGAGUUCAUUGUUGACGAGUGACGCGGUGGUGAUUUAUGCAGUCGUCAAAAUGGUUGGACAGGAUUGUUGGUAGCAGCUUUUGUUACAAUUUAACUGCGCGAAUUCUAUGCAGGCAAAGGAUGCUAUAGUAGAGAUGUCCACGGUGGAUUUGGGUCAUAAUGAUGGAAAAACUAUUACAAACACUAUUUAGAUGUUAUUUUAAAGUAUGACACAUCUCAAAAGAAUGUUUGGUUCAUUGUUCUUGUUACAACACUCGGACUCUUUCUUCUUUUACACAUUGUCCGGAGAAUACUGAAGUUAACCCUGUGUAUGGGGUGGGCCUUUUUCAUGUAUGAUAGGAAACCUCAAAUGGGCAAUUUGGUAGGUUGUUUUGAUGCGACGGCUUUGCCACUAGACCACUCCCACGACAGGACAUUGGUCU